AUUCCACAAAUAAUACCAAUAAAUUGAUUUAUUAUUUAUUUUAUAUAUCUAAUUAUUUUUUACUUAUUUAUUUUAUUAAUAAAUUCAUUUUUAAUUAAUUUUAAUAUAAAAAAAAAAAAAUCUAAAUAUAUUUUAAAAAAAUGAAAUUGACAAUGAUAA
Molecule: messenger RNA, 159 nt
Organism: Apis laboriosa (Himalayan honeybee)
Lineage: Eukaryota; Metazoa; Arthropoda; Insecta; Hymenoptera; Apidae
Source: the annotation of a RefSeq genome assembly